CAGGGUUUGUCUGCAGGCUGUUGGUGUCGGCGUUGGUGUGCCGCAGGGAUGGAAUGCUGGGUACUGGGUAAUGAGGACCAGGAGUCUGGGUUUCCAUGCAUGUACAGAAUACAGAUUUACUCUUCACGACGUGCACGGCAACUGUCGUGUCUACUACAGUAUGCACUCGCCUACAGAGGGGAGGAAUACAAGGAUGCCGUGGACGGUGGAUGUUUCUGGGCCACCUCUGCCGACAGUCGACAGCGGGGAAGCGGUUAAUAAGUUUGUUAGUUAGCUUCCAAGGUUUCUUCUCCACAAUACGCUAAACAAAUAGUUACGCUGUACGGAGUACUCCGUACGGAGUAGUGCUUGCUGGGCAGUGAGCGGCGGUGGUUUGAUUCCGCGAUCAGACUUCACAUGCCCAGGUUCUUUGCUUGUCCCUCGGAUCUAUGGUAUUGCACUAGGAUAUGAUAAAACAGUGAAAUAUUCGCUGAUAUUAUUUUCUUUGAUAUUUUACUUUCGUUUCGAGAACUUUUUUUUUUUUUUUUUUUAUUCGAUUAUUCGUUUCGUAGAAUCCUGUGGCCUUUUAUUAGUUAUCCUUGUAUCAACUGCACCCCUUUCAAACUAAUAAUGGCAUCUCGCCGUUGGCCAUCCCGUGAAGGCUUCACAGCCGAUGUCGUAGGCCACCUCAUCAAAAGUACCGCCCUGGCCCCAUCUCUCACGCUCCCUCUUUACCUCCUCUCCCAAUACACAGCCAAGGGCAGAGCAGUUGCCGCAACCCGGCCACAGGGUCUCAGAGCUCUCAAGUACCUCCUAGCGAUCGGCCUCGUCCGCAGCCUCAAUGGCUUGAUAAACCGAUACGCCCUCAACCAUGGCACGUCAGACACGUACAACUGGAAACAAGAAAUCGCCAUCGUGACCGGUGGCAGUGACGGGAUCGGGCGACGGGUGGCCGUCCUCCUCGCCGCGCGCGGCGUCAAAGUGGCCGUGCUGGACAUCCAGCCGCUGAAAUACCACCCGCCCGCCAACGUGCGGUAUUUCCAGUGUAACAUCGCGUCCGUCGAAGCCGUCGCGGCAGCCGCCGCGGAGGUGCGCGCCGCGCUCGGCGAGCCGACCAUCCUCAUCAACAACGCCGGCAUCGCCUCGGGCCUGACGAUCCUGGACGGCACGGAGGACAGCACGCGCAAGCUCUUCGACGUCAACACGCUCUCGCACUACUGGCUGGCGCGCGAGUUCCUGCCCAAGAUGAUCGAGCGCAACCACGGGAUGGUGGUCACCGUUGCGUCGCAGGCCGGGUAUGUGGUUAGCGCGAACAUGGUGGACUAUUCGGCGACGAAGAGUGCGGCGGUGGCGUUCCAUGAAGGGUUGACGACGGAGCUGGUGACGCGGUAUAAUGCGCCGAAGGUGCGGACGGUGCUUGUGUCGCAGGGCUUUGCGAGGACGUAUCUGUCGCGCGAUCUGAAUGCGGAGAAUACGUUUUUUAAUCCCCUGCUGGAGCCGGAGACGGUUGCGGAGGCGUUGGUGCAGCAGGUGUUGACGGGGUCGAGUGGGCAUAUCAUGCUGCCCGGUUCGACGGGGUUUUUUGCUAGAACUCUACGAGUGUUUCCGUAUUGGUUCCAGAAUCGGAUGCGGGAUAAGUGUGAGAGGUUAAUGAGGCCGCCGAGUAUGAGGUAGGAGUGUAAUGGUUGUUGAGUGUGUGUGUGUGUGUGUGUGUGUGUGUGUGUGUCAACAAGGAUAUUGUCAGGGGUUUCCCAUGUAUGAGUGUGUUUGCAGGGAUCAAGAUGUCUUUUGCUUCCUUUUUAUAUAUCAGUUCCUUUACGUAAAUGCAUGUUUUGAUAAUUAUUUUAGGAGCAAUAAUAUCGAAGGACUGGAUCCGGAUUUUAAUCGUAUCCCUUGAGUAUCCCCUGAACGAGUCAGCUACUUGCACGCCUAUGAUAUGGGUUAAAAAGGUAAUCUAAUAUCGGUAAUAAACAUAACUGAUUCAACAGGCUUUUCUUUGAAAACCCUGUGAUAACGUUCUAUGCAGUCAGCAUAGAGCCCCCUAGACGACCAUAUCCAAACUGCGAAAGAGGGAUAGAGAGACAGGCACCGACGCACUCGAUACCCAAGGUUACGGCCAAAAAUGCCUCCUAUUCCACCGACCUGAAUAAAGCACUCUGAAAACAACAAAACCACCUACGGACACCACAACCAGCGCUGCAAACAUCCAAUACGAAGUCCAGAACCCAGCAGAGGAUCCAGCCUCAAUAGGUGUAGCUUCCGGGCUAGGUUUUAGUCUAUCACCCUCCCCAUCCGCCGGCCUUGCGAUGGGCGCUUUGAUCCAACCCCUUUGAUCAGCGGCCACGAUACCCUCAUGCCAAGCAUCCGCAAUCGACCUAUACCCGUCAUCAGUCGGAUGAAUACCAUCAGUAGCAUUAAUAUGUUGAGCGGUAACCCUCGCCAGAUCGACGAGGAGCACAUGUUUCCCAGCCCUGUUCCGUUGCGCUAUGACAGCGGGCAACGCGGCAUUAAACGCAACUUUGCGCGCUUCGCGAUUUGCGUCUAGCAUGGGUGGAAUGGUCGCAACCAACACGACGGCGUCCGGACAGGCCGCGACAAUAUCGUCGACGACGCGCCCGAGCACCGUUGGCGCGUCUUUCAGAUUGAUUUUGAAGACUACGUCGUUCGUGCCGGCGAGGAGGAGGACGAUGCUGGGGCGCUGGGCGUAGUUGGGCUUUCCGGUGUCGCCGACGGGGCCGAUGGGGAAUCCCUUGUGACCCUCAUGGCGGUUGUUGCUCAUGGAACCGUGCUUUUCACGGCCGAUGUAUUCUACCUUGUUCCCGCCGGAGAGAAGGAGGUUGUAGAGUGGUAAGCGAUAUCCAUUGCCAUCGCUGCUGCCUUGUCCGUAGGUGAUUGAGUCUCCC
Blastomyces gilchristii SLH14081 is the source of this 2882-nucleotide messenger RNA. RefSeq names its product oxidoreductase. The transcript has 3 exons. Bases 610 to 1653 code for a protein of 347 amino acids. NCBI's taxonomy places the organism in Eukaryota, Fungi, Ascomycota, Eurotiomycetes, Onygenales, Ajellomycetaceae. The record is from RefSeq and is a predicted model, not a curated record. Gene Ontology annotation, molecular function: oxidoreductase activity, acting on the CH-OH group of donors, NAD or NADP as acceptor.